Messenger RNA from Phalaenopsis equestris, 1858 nucleotides. RefSeq names its product glycerol-3-phosphate acyltransferase 1-like. Gene Ontology annotation, cellular component: membrane. Gene Ontology annotation, molecular function: glycerol-3-phosphate 2-O-acyltransferase activity; phosphatase activity. Gene Ontology annotation, biological process: cutin biosynthetic process. NCBI's taxonomy places the organism in Eukaryota, Viridiplantae, Streptophyta, Magnoliopsida, Asparagales, Orchidaceae. The record is from RefSeq and is a predicted model, not a curated record. Bases 40 to 1686 code for a protein of 548 amino acids. The transcript has 2 exons.
UUUAUGAAACCGGGAAAUUGCUGACCGAUCGUUGUUCUCAUGUCUCUCCUCAAGACCGCUUCUCACUUGCCCUUCUCCUUCUACCGAGCGGCAAGAAAGAUAAGGAACUCCUUCUUCUUCCACAGGAACCCGUCAAGACUGAACCAGUAUCAACUCUUCUCAAUCUCUUCAUUCCGGCUGGAGGGAAGAAAGAACUAUUCCUUGCUUUUCAACUUCCAUAACUCUUUACUUAGACCACACGCCCUUUUCUCCUUCUUCAUGUUGGUUGCCUUUGAGGGUGGUGGGCUGAUCAGAGCCAUUCUACUUUUCCUCUCUUACUCUUUUAUUCUCCUUUUGGGGCCUAAGAGCGAGUUGGCUUUAAGGGUUAUGGUAUUCGUCACCUUCUGUGGGUUGAGCUGCAGGAAUAUGAAUGUUGUAGCAAGAGCGGUAUUGCCAAAGAUUUACUUGGAGGAGAUAGAUCGCAGAAGUUACAAGGUGGCGGCGGCGGCGGGGAGAAGGGUGGUGGUUAGCAGUUUGCCGAAGGUGAUGGUGAAGAGGUUUGUUGAAGAUUGUUUUGGUGAGAGUGAAGUUUUGGCGCCAGAGCUUGAGGUGGUGGGAGGGAGAUACUUCACCGGAAGGUUCGCCGGAUGUGGCACCGUGGCUGAAAGGUUGGUGGAAAUUAAGGAUCGGUUUGCAGAAGAGAAGGCUGAUGUGGGGCUCGUGGGGUUUUCAGAUUUUAAGGACCAACUACUAAUCCCUUUCUCAAAGGAAGUAUACAUGGUAACGAAGGAAGAGCCCAACUCAAUCAACUCAACUAGACACUCUUCCUGCGCCGUCGCCGCGGCUUCCGCUGCUGCUGCCAAAUCAACUGUCAAUCAUUCUAAGAAAAUAUCCCCCAAACCCCAAAUCUUUCACGACGGCCGCCUCGCCUUUCUCCCCACCCCUUCCAACUCUCUCUUCCUCCUCUACAUACCUUUCGGCUUCCUCCUAUGUGUUGUCCGCAUCCUCGCCGGCCUCCUCCUCCCUUAUUCCUUCUGCCACCUUGUCAGCGCAGCUCUAGGCAUCCACUUCCGGAUGGUCCAACACCGCCCCCAUUUCCAGCCCUCCCCCUCCGGCGUCCUCUACGUCUGCACCCAUCGCACACUUCUGGACCCCAUCUUCCUCAGCUACGCCCUCUUCCGCCCCAUCCCCGUCGUAACAUACAGCCUCAGCCGAUUCUCCGAAUCCCUCUCUCCCAUCCCCACUGUCCGCCUCACUCGCAACCGCCUCCAAGACUCCCACUCCAUGCGCCGCCUCCUCGCCUCCGGCGACCUCGCCGUGUGCCCUGAAGGUACCACCUGCCGUGAACCGUAUCUACUCAGGUUCAGUCCCCUGUUCGCGGAACUGGCUGAUAAUAUUGAACCGGUUGCUAUCGAUUCCUAUAGUUCUAUGUUUUUUGGAACGACGGCGACCGGCUUUAAGUCUUUAGACCCUAUAUUUUUCUUCAUGAAUCCGAGACCAGCCUAUCAGAUCAGUUUUCUUGGUCGGGUUCCGAAGGAGAUGACUGUCGCCGGGGGUUGGACAGCGGCGGAUGUUGCGAAUCGGAUUCAGAGGGAGCUUGCUGCUGAGUUGGGGUUUGAGUGUACGUCCUUGACUAGGAGGGAUAAGUACUUGUUGCUCGCCGGAAGCGAUGGGGUCGUACCGGAUCAGUCGCCGGAGAAGUGCUAGUUCGUUGGACAAAGGUUUGUUAUUCGUGUGGCCGGAUUAUUAAAAUGCUGACUACAUAACUAGUAAAUGUUCUAGUAUUUUAUGGACUUCGAUGUAAAAGGCCCUUUGCAAAAAAGACUUUUUUUACAGCAGUUAUUUUAAUGUACAUUGGGCUUUGCAGAUCAUUAUUCAA